Trematomus bernacchii (emerald rockcod) is the source of this 1193-nucleotide messenger RNA. RefSeq names its product LIM homeobox 5 (gene lhx5). Gene Ontology annotation, biological process: regulation of transcription by RNA polymerase II; neuron differentiation. The transcript has 5 exons. The coding region runs from base 3 to 1193 and encodes 396 amino acids. Gene Ontology annotation, molecular function: RNA polymerase II transcription regulatory region sequence-specific DNA binding; DNA-binding transcription factor activity, RNA polymerase II-specific. Lineage: Eukaryota; Metazoa; Chordata; Actinopteri; Perciformes; Nototheniidae. Gene Ontology annotation, cellular component: nucleus. The record is from RefSeq and is a predicted model, not a curated record.
ACAUGAUGGCACACUGUGCCGGCUGUGAACGGCCCAUCCUGGACCGGUUCCUCCUCAACGUGCUGGACCGAGCCUGGCACUCCAAGUGCGUCCAGUGUUGCGAGUGCAGCUGCGCCCUCUCCGAGAAGUGCUUCUCCAGGGACGGGAAGCUCUAUUGCAAAACUGACUUUUUCAGGCGGUUUGGCACUAAAUGCGCGGGCUGUCUGCAGGGCAUCUCUCCAAACGACCUGGUCCGCAAAGCGCGCAACAAAGUGUUCCACCUGAACUGCUUCACCUGCAUGGUGUGUAACAAGCAGCUGUCCACGGGAGAGGAGCUUUACGUGAUAGACGAAAACAAGUUUGUGUGCAAAGAAGAUUACGCCAGCUCCGGGGCCAUUAAGGAAGUCAACUUGAACUCAGUGUCGUCGUGUACAGAUAGGAGUUUAUCGCCGGAUCUGCAGGACCCAAUACAGGACGACAUAAAAGAGACGGACAAUUCCACGUCCUCUGAUAAGGAAACGAACAAUAUUGAGAAUGAGGAGCAGAACUCGGGGACCAAAAGGCGGGGGCCCCGGACCACCAUCAAGGCCAAGCAGCUGGAAACGUUAAAGGCCGCGUUUGUCGCCACGCCGAAACCCACCCGGCACAUCCGGGAACAACUGGCCCAGGAAACAGGACUAAACAUGCGCGUCAUCCAGGUCUGGUUUCAGAACAGAAGAUCCAAAGAGCGACGAAUGAAGCAGCUCAGUGCUCUGGGGGCCCGGCGGCACGCCUUCUUCAGGGGCCCGAGGAGGAUGAGGCCCCUGGGAGGAAGGCUGGAGGAUCCCGACAUCUUAGGACCCGGGGCCUACGGUUAUUACGGAGAAUACCAAGGUGACUAUUAUGGACCAGGAACUAACUACGACUUCUUCCCUCACGGCCCUCCAUCCUCGCAGGCUCAGUCUCCGGCCGAGUCGCCCUACAUCCUGAGCUCUGGACCCGGACCCAUGGAGGGCUCAGGCCACCACCCCUCAGACGACCAAAGGUUCACGGACAUGAUCUCCCACGCUGAAACCCCCAGUCCAGAGCCGGGCUUACCAAACUCCCUGCAGCCUAUCCCGGGGGAGGCCUACGGGGGCGGGCCCAGCCCCCCUUUCUCAUUGGCCAGUAACUCCAGCUACAGCGCUCCCAUGUCCCACCAAGGCCCGGAGAUGGGAGAGAGCACAGCCUGGUAA